Molecule: messenger RNA, 2489 nt
Organism: Oncorhynchus mykiss (rainbow trout)
Lineage: Eukaryota; Metazoa; Chordata; Actinopteri; Salmoniformes; Salmonidae
Product: prepronociceptin
Biological process (GO): chemical synaptic transmission; sensory perception; neuropeptide signaling pathway
Cellular component (GO): neuronal cell body; axon terminus; plasma membrane
Molecular function (GO): opioid receptor binding
Source: RefSeq, a predicted model, not a curated record
AGCCUGUCUGUAUAGAUGAAAUACACUGAGAAAGAAGACAGGACACUAACUAGAGCUGCUGCACUUUAGACCAAAAUCACUUAAAGGACCUGCGCCCAAACUCCUCUAUAGUACUCAGGCUGUCCCUAUUGUCUCCAUAGUUAGAAUACUGAGGACCAUGAAGACCCCUCUCUGGUCCCUGCUGCUGCUGUGUCUGUGUGUCCCGGGACACUGUGGUGAAUGCCAUGGGGACUGCCUGGCCUGUGGCCGCAUCCUGCCGCAGGAGAUCAACUUCAACACACUGGUGUGUCUGGUGGAGUGUGAGGGUAACGUCUCCCCUGCCUUCACUUGGGACAUGUGCCGCAAGGCCUCAGCCUCCCCACAGUUACCCUCCCUGCCCAUAGGGGGCGCUGCCAUGCUGACGCGGGUCCAGAAGGAGGUGGAGGCCAUGCUGCCAGAGGAAGAGGAGGAACAGGGGGAAGGGGGGCUGAUGUACCCAGUAGCCCUGCAGAGGUUUGACCACGUGGUCCGUGCUCUGGGCAUAGACGAGUUGGGCAGUGAGAGCCGGCUAACCGCUGAUGUCUACAACUCCCAGCUGCCCCAGGAAAUGCAGGAAAGGGACGAGGAAGAGGGGGACGAGGAAGAGGGGGAUAACGCGAUGGAGAGAGAGCAGGACGGAGCGGCGGGGAUAAGUCUGUCGAAGCGCUUCGGGGGGUUCCUGAAGGGAAGGCAUGGCUACAGGAAGUUGAUGGGCCCCGGGAGGCCCUUGCAGAAGCGCUACGGCGGGUUCAUAGGCGUCCGGAAAUCUGCCCGCAAGUGGAACAACCAGAAACGGUUCAGUGAGUUCCUGAAGCAAUACCUGGGCAUGAGCACCCGAGCUAGCAAGUCCUACAACAGCGUCUCUGCUGACAUCACCCAACAGAACAAGGUGUAGCAACGCACACGGCAACUGUAUCCCUGGCAAUGACGCACAUGUCGUAACCUAGCAACCCCCAACCCCGCCCUACAUAUUCAAAUCUGUCACCAAGGUGAUGAUUAAACUUCUGUUCUGAACACAACCCCUCAUGAAAAUCCACACUGGAGCAUUAUAGAUUCAGUCUUGUAUACUGCAUUUCCUCAUUGAUAACAAUAACAUAUUAUGAAUAAAAGCUAAGAAAAUAGUUUAAAAAAAGACCAUGUAUAUAGCUAAAUGGUUUAUCAGAGAAUCACAUUGGAUUAAUAUUAUAGACACACGAACACACUGUAUUUGUUUUGCUGUCUAUACUGCAUCUGUAAUGUAACUUUUCAAACCAUGUUUGCCUUCAUCAAUUAUGGCUAUUAUUAUUACAUAGGCUAAUUCAGUGUAAACUUCAGGAAUUUAAAUGACUUACUAGUGAAGUUUCCAUGGAUUUCCUGAACCAGUACAGUACAUGAGAGGGAGAUUGUUUGGUGACUGGGCAUGGCACUCUCUUUGUUAGGUUACCCUCUAGUGGCGAAUACAAAAAUGACUUUCAGAUUUCCAAUUGAAAAUGCACUAAAAUAUGUUCAUGACUAUCUUAUAUAAUAUAAUAUAAUAUAUAUUAUAACACCAUCUCAGUAUUAGGUUUGUGGAUGGCUUGUAACCUAUUCACAUCUUCAGAACUAUUCUCCAAACUUCAAUUUCAACCCUGGCUACUAUGAUUUGGAGCAAAACAUCACAAUUAACUGUUACUACUGCGUAAGACUUAAAUUAUAUAUCCAUGCUCAUGUACCAAUGAUCUGUUGGCAAAACUAAUGUUCUGACUUGAGAAUCAACCUUGGCAUGUGUUUUUUGAAGCAGACGCAGAUGUAGCCUAGGUCUAUUCACUCAGUUCAAGUGUUAACCAGCAUAGUGCAUGUUUUGACGGUGUUGGAGGUGGAACUGCGUUGGAGCUGUCAAAUCUGUGAGCAACUGCUCUUGCCAUCAUUGUCACCAAGCCACACCCGCCCCACUAGUGUUAAAAGUUCAGAGAAAGUGUAGGCCAUGGUUCCCCAACUGGAGGCCCAACAAUUCAAAUAAAAUAAUUGAACAUAAAAGACAAAAAACAGCAGCAAAUCAGCUCCAAGUGAUUUAAAUUGAGGAAAUCUGUUCCAACUACUCCCACACAUAGAUAUGUGAUCAUAUACGAAUGUAAGAAACGUUAUGUUUUAGGCAAACUUCAUAUCUGUUUGGGCUUCUUGCAGUCUUCAAAUGAUUUGUAAUUAUGUUCAGGCCCCCAGACCAUCUGCUCAAGAAAAGAAAAUCAGCCCUCGAUUGAAUGUAGUUGAUGAUCCCUGGUGUAGGCUAUAAAGAAAUAGUUACUCUUACAUUCCAGUGUUCCAACUUGUAACCAAGGCUGCAUGGGAUUUCUCUUAAUGUACAGCCAACAGCAAUGUCCGCUUUAGGAUGAAUGCCAGGAGCCGCUUGUGGAGUUGGCAUCUCUGACGCAGUUCCUACCCUACUGUAUGUAUGAACUGUGGUCUGAGUUAUUACGUGAAACCAUUUUGUUGUGCAGUAUAAAACCUGUAAAUAG